Molecule: messenger RNA, 1000 nt
Organism: Leptosomus discolor (cuckoo roller)
Lineage: Eukaryota; Metazoa; Chordata; Aves; Leptosomiformes; Leptosomidae
Source: RefSeq, a predicted model, not a curated record
UUCAUCUACGUGCACAAGCCGCCCGUGCACAUCCGCUUCGAUGAGAUCUCCUUCGUCAACUUCGCCCGCGGGACCACCACCACCCGCUCCUUCGACUUCGAGAUCGAGACCAAGCAGGGCACGCAGUACACCUUCAGCAGCAUCGAGAGGGAGGAGUACGGGAAACUCUUUGACUUUGUCAACGCCAAGAAGCUGAACAUCAAGAACCGAGGCCUCAAGGAGGGCAUGAAGCAGAGCUAUGAUGAAUACGCCGACUCCGAUGAGGACCAGCACGACGCCUACUUGGAGAGGAUGAAGGAGGAGGGCAAGAUCCGGGAGGAGAACGCCAACGACAGCAGCGACGGCUCUGGGGAGGAGACAGAUGAGUCCUUCAACCCUGGAGAAGAGGAUGAUGAUGUAGCUGAAGAGUUUGACAGCAACGCCUCGGCCAGCUCCUCCAGCGGUGACGGCGACAGCGACCGGGACGAGAAGAAGCCCGCCAAGAAGGCCAAGAUCGUCAAAGACCGCAAGCCCCGCAAGAAGCAGCUGGAGAGCAAGAAAGGGAAAGACCCCAACGCUCCCAAGCGGCCGAUGUCGGCUUACAUGCUCUGGCUGAACGCCAGCCGCGAGAAGAUCAAGUCAGACCAUCCUGGCAUCAGCAUCACGGACUUGUCCAAGAAGGCUGGGGAGCUCUGGAAAGCCAUGUCCAAGGAGAAGAAGGAGGAGUGGGAUCGCAAAGCGGAGGAUGCCAGGAGGGACUACGAGAGGGCCAUGAAGGAGUACAGCGUGGGCGGCAAGUCGGAGAGCUCCAAGGCGGAGAGGUCUAAAAAGAAGAAGAAGAAGCAGGAGAAGCAGAUGAAGGGGAAAGUGGAGAAGAAAGGUGCCACCUCCAAGUCUUCGUCCUCCACCAAAUCCCCUGCCAAGAACAUGAGCGAGAGCUUCAAGAGCAAGGAGUUUGUCUCCAGUGACGAGAGCUCCUCGGGAGAGAGCAAGAAGGAGGUGGGGCCCUCGGCCGGCUGGG